AUCAUCAGAGGAACCUCACGUCUUCGUGUAUUGGCAAUUAUGGAGAACCAACCCUCGCCGCUAGCGAUCCAAAAGACGAUCUGGGACGGCCGCAUACCACUGGAGAUCGUCCUGGCACCCUCAGAGAGCCGCAGCUACGAUAAAACAGACUCAUACUUUAUAGCCUUCCCACGCGUCUCAUAUCUUCCGACGCUGCUCCCCAAGCUGCGAGCUUUCUAUGCGCCCUACUUGAUAGAGCCGAGCUCUCAGCAUAGCGAUGGCUGGUUUGCCUUCGAAGGUGUACCGUUGAAGUGGCACUAUCCUGUUGGCCUUUUGUUUGAUCUCUACGCUGGCGUGGACCCAGCCACCAGGGAUGGCUCUCCUGCUGAAGACUCCGAUGCCUCCCAAUCUGGAGCACUGUGGCGCCUCACCGUCCAUUUUAGCGACUGGCCUGUGGAAGAGCUCGUACGACUAGACAUGGAUGGCAUGGUGAUGAAUGACGCUUUUAUUAAUAGUGUCAAAGAAGCAGAUUUCCUACGAAACGGGACCGCUAAGGGUAUCAUGAGCCUAUCGAAGGAUGAUUCCUCGGGACUGUGGAAAGCUGUUGAGAACGUGGACCUACCCUCCUUUCAACGCAUCUCAAAUACACUCCUCCCGCCACUGUCACAGCCAUUCCGCAAUGUGCCGAUACGAAUAUUCUUACCGCUCCCGCCCGAUGAUGAAUCACCGUCGCUGAAAGUGGUCCAGUCACCCGUUCCACCAUCUGUUGCCGUGUCGAACGUUCAGUCAAGUCAGAUAAUCGGCUCUCGGUCAAGCCCCAGUAUGCAAGCUCAGACCGUGGGAAGUGUUCUGCAUGCGCUACUGCCUAAUUUGUUCCCCAGUCGAAGGAACCCAGUGCUUGCUAGGCCAGUGUUACACGGAGCAGUGCUACCUAUGUCUGCUCCUAUUGAAGAAGUGGUGAGGUGCUCUGCAUAUGGUGAUGGGUGGGCCUAUAUUGUUGUGCGUAUGAUGGGUUGA
Messenger RNA from Penicillium chermesinum, 996 nucleotides. Its product is annotated as autophagy protein 5. The annotation marks the transcript as partial. Gene Ontology annotation, biological process: C-terminal protein lipidation; cellular response to nitrogen starvation; autophagy of mitochondrion. The transcript is spliced from 3 exons. Gene Ontology annotation, cellular component: Atg12-Atg5-Atg16 complex; cytoplasm; phagophore assembly site membrane. The record is from RefSeq and is a predicted model, not a curated record. NCBI's taxonomy places the organism in Eukaryota, Fungi, Ascomycota, Eurotiomycetes, Eurotiales, Aspergillaceae.